Messenger RNA from Punica granatum (pomegranate), 1498 nucleotides. NCBI's taxonomy places the organism in Eukaryota, Viridiplantae, Streptophyta, Magnoliopsida, Myrtales, Lythraceae. The record is from RefSeq and is a predicted model, not a curated record.
AUAGACAUUUCCUAACACUCAGACUCCCAUUUUAAAAGCUCUAAAACCAACCUUCCUCUCAAAUUCCCAGGAAUUCAGGAUCUCACUUCACGGCUAAAAGAAGUAAAAUGCCAUCAAGUUCGGCACCAUUGUCCACUCUCAUCAUCAUCCUCCUUUGGCUUCUGCUGAAACUCGAAGGAGCACGGUCCCUGUCAUGUUCCGGAUCUGAAAAUUUCAGCAGAAACAGAAUAUAUGAGCACUGCAAUGAUCUUCCACACUUAGGAUCUCACCUUCAUUGGACCUACAGCCUUUCGAAUUCCUCAUUGAGCAUAGCAUUCUCGGCCCCUCCCAAAACCCCAAGCGGCUGGGUUGCGUGGGCCAUUAACCCGAAAGGAACAGGAAUGGUCGGGUCGCAGGCUUUGGUUGCUUUCAGGGAAGGCAACGGCUCAGUUGCUGUGAAGACAUUCCGGUUACUUUCCUACAAGAGGAUCGAACAGGGGAAGCUAGCGUCCGUUGAAGUUGGUAGAUUGGAAGCAGAGCAAAGAAAUGGGGCCCUUACAAUAUUCGCGACUAUCGCGAUACCUGAGAACAUGAAGAUUGUGAAUCAAGUGUGGCAGGUUGGAGCCUCGGUAGUUGAUGGGAUGCCAGCAGUUCACGAUUUUGGGGCGGCGAAUUUGGAGUCAAAGGGUAAACUCGAUCUGUUAAGAGGACAGAACACCGGCAAUAGUGCUGAUGAAGUACUCCGGCGGAAGAGAAUUCACGGCAUUCUGAAUGCCAUAAGUUGGGGAUUUCUCUUCCCAAUGGGAAUAAUGAUUGCGAGAUACAUGAGAACAUUCAGGUUUGCUGAAGCAUUCUGGUUCUACCUUCAUGUCGGGAUUCAAUUCUCCUCCUACUCUCUUGGAGUCGCCGGGUGGGCAACAGGCCUCAAGCUCCGGGCAGAGUCCAAGGGUGUAGUGUACACUUCCCAUCGCAUAAUUGGAAUCAUUGUAUUUUCUCUGGCGACUUUGCAGAUGUUGGCUAUGUUCGUUAGACCGAGCAAGGACCACAAAUAUAGAACAUAUUGGAAUAUAUACCAUCACGGAAUCGGGUAUUCCAUCCUAGUACUUGGAGUCCUCAACGUGUUCAAGGGAAUCGAGAUUCUGGCUCCUCCCAGAGAAUGGAAACUCUGUUACAUCGCACUCCUUGUUCUGCUGGGUCUGAUUUCCCUCUCUCUGGAAGUCACCACAUGGACUCUACUCCUCAGGAACAAGAACUCCAACAAGUCCCGCAGUCGGCACGACGUCGGGUUUAUUAAUGGUUCCAAGGACAACCAGGAACCCCUUGCCUCAUGAAUUCCUAUUUAAUUUACAAUUUAUACAUCCAUGAUAGAAAUGAUCCCCAAAUUACCUUAUAUCUUCAGCGGUUUGUAUAUAUCGAUGAUCGAGUUAUAUGUGAAGUCAUCAUCUUUGUUACUAAUCUCUGUAGUUCUUUCUGUUCAAAAAUCUGAACCGGACCUGUAAAUAAUUGGACCGGUCGCCUA